AUGGAUCAGAAGAGAAAACAGCGAGACGAUCACCCCAAGCAUCCCGCAUCUUUAAAUCGGGGCGCCCCGUUUUCUGGUUUUCUGAGCCGGAACGAGGAGGCGGGGCGCAACGGCGCGGGAUACCUGCGUUUCGGCCGGACCAGCAACAGCAGCAGCAGCCACGCCGCCCUCCAGGCAAAGGAGCACCGUGGGCCUGAGGCGAGUCGAAAGAGGGGGAGAGAACCCAAGGAAACUCCACUGCAGCUGCCAGACAGCUCAGCUCUCACCUGUGCGGAAGCAUGGUGUGCAUGUGCAGUGCCACAGUGGGUACUGAAUACGGUCACAGUGGGCUACACUCUGCAAUUUGCACGGCACCCACCGAAAUUCACUGGUGUCAUUCGCUCCGUGGUUCUGACAGAGCAGGCACCAUUGUUGCAGCAGGAAAUAAACAUGCUGAUAGAGAAAGGGGCAAUAAGAAUAGUUCCACAAUCGGACCAGAACAAGGGGUUUUACAGUCAUUAUUUUCUUGUACCAAAGAAAGACAGCGCCUGUCCGAUACUAGACUUGUGUGUUUUGAGCAAAUCGCUAUGGAAAGCACCUUUCCGUAUACUGACUCAUCGUCAGCUUCUCUGGUCUAUUUGUCCCAGCGACUGGUUUGUGACAAUAGAUCUGAAUGAUACGUACUUUCAUGUGCCGAUACUACCUCGCCACAGGAAGUUUCUCCGCUUUGCUUUCGGGCAAAAUGCUUUCGAAUUUCUGGUUCUGCCAUUCGGACUGUCUCUUGCCCCUCAAAUAUUCAUGAAAUGUGUAGAAGCCGCGCUCGUGCCCAUGCGCCAGCGGGGCGUUCGUAUAUGCAACUACCUGGAUGACUGGCUAAUAUGCAGCAAGUCACAGGAGCAGGCAACACAGCAUGCGACAAUGGUUAUGUGUCAUCUUGUGCGCCUGGGAUUUGCUGUCAAUAUGGAAAAGACUUCAUUGACUCCAAGCCAGUCCUCUUGCUUCCUGGGCUUGGAGCUGGACUCAAAGUCAAUGACGGUGCGCCUCUCUUAGGAGAGAAUUCUUUCCAUCCUUUCCUGUGCAAUGAAAUUACAGCAGGUCCAGCACGUACAAGCUCGUCUUUGCCAGAGACUACUGGGCCUAAUGGCAGCAGCAACAGUGGCGCUCCCACUUGGGCUGCUACAUAUGAGACCUUUUCAAAUAUGGUUCAAUUCUAUGAAGUUCCACCCUGUUCGAGACAAGACACGGUGCCUGACUGUGUCCCAGAUUUGCUGGAGAGCCUUGGCCCCUUGGAGGGAUACCGCCUUUCUGUCUGCUGGCAUGAGGCUGGGAGAUGUGACGCACUAUGUGACUGUCACAACAGACGCCUCCUCCAGAGGAUGGGGCGCUGUGUGCGACCGCAGAAUGGUGAAUGGACGGUGGUCCCCAUCUCAAGCGAAAGCCCAUAUAAAUGCGCUGGAGUUAUUUACGGUGUUUCUCGCAAUAAAACAUUUUCAAAGCAGAAUCGGGGGUAUGCAUGUCCUGGUCAGGACAGACAACACAUCGACAGUGGCUUAUAUAAACAGGCAGGGCGGGACACGUUCUUACCCCUUAGCGAGAUGUUUGCUGCUGUGGGCAGAACAGAAUUUUCUGUCCCUCCAAGCAGUUCAUCUUCCGGGGUGUCUGAAUUAUGGGGCAGACCUGCUGUCCAGGGGAAACCCUCACGCAGCAGACUGGCACCUCCCCUCUCAGGUUGUGACGGAAAUUUGGGAAAGGUUUGGAAAAGCAGACGUAGACCUCUUUACGUCAAAAGAGAACACACAUUGCCCCCUAUGGUUUUCGAUGCAGAACGACAACCCCCCCCUCGUGGUGGAUGCGUUCGCUCACCUGUGGCCGCGGAGGCGGCUUUAUGCGUUUCCCCCUAUAGCCCUGCUUCAGGCAACUCUGAUUUGGGUGCGGGAGGACAACCUGCCAAUUCUACUAGUAGCACCGAACUGGCCCAGCCAGUGUUGGUUCACGGACCUGCGUCUGUUGUCGGCCGAGCCUCCGUGGGGAAUCCCUCUCCGGCGUGAUUUAUUGACAGGGAGGAUAUGGCAUCCACGCCCAGACCUCUGGCAGCUCUGA
Megalops cyprinoides (Indo-Pacific tarpon) is the source of this 2079-nucleotide messenger RNA. RefSeq names its product transposon Ty3-G Gag-Pol polyprotein. The record is from RefSeq and is a predicted model, not a curated record. NCBI's taxonomy places the organism in Eukaryota, Metazoa, Chordata, Actinopteri, Elopiformes, Megalopidae.